Messenger RNA from Brenthis ino (lesser marbled fritillary), 1953 nucleotides. Lineage: Eukaryota; Metazoa; Arthropoda; Insecta; Lepidoptera; Nymphalidae. The record is from the annotation of a GenBank genome assembly.
AUGUCAAGCUUAGAACAUGUGGUCAUCAACAUUCAACAAUCAACAUCAAUCAAAUCUCAUCAUUUGAAAUUUAUAGACCUUAACAUUUACAAUUUGGAUUUUAACACUGAAAUUCAAACCGAUUGUUUUUUUUUUCUAUUAUUUCAAUAUUACAAGUGGUCACAUUCAGACAUGGCAGCCAAUGGAAAAUUAGCUCUUCUCAGUGUAUCGGACAAAACCGAUCUUAUACAGCUAGCAAAAUGUUUAUCAGACAUUGGUCUUGGUCUGGUGGGUAGUGGGGGCACUGCGUCUGCUCUAAGGAACGCUGGACUUAAAGUCCUAGACGUGUCAGAUAUAACUGGUGCUCCAGAAAUGCUUGGGGGAAGAGUCAAAUCCUUACACCCCGCGGUACAUGCUGGUAUAUUAUCUAGGCUAACAGAAUCGGAUCAAGCAGACAUGCAGCGUCAGAAGUUCGACAUGAUCAGUGUUGUUGUAUGCAAUUUGUAUCCGUUUGUGGAAACAGUAUCGAAACCAAAUGUAACCAUAGCCGAUGCAGUGGAAAACAUCGAUAUUGGAGGAGUAACUCUUCUUAGAGCAGCUGCCAAAAACCAUGAUAGAGUCACAGUGAUCUGUGAUCCCAGUGAUUAUGACAAAGUUAUCGCUGAGUUGAAGGAAAAUAAGGAUCACCAAACUUCCUUGGAGACCAGACAAAAGCUGGCUUUGAAGGCCUUCACCCAUACUUCAGCAUAUGACACACACAUUUCUGAUUACUUCCGCAAGCAAUACUCCGCUGGUGAAUCUCAACUGACCUUGAGAUAUGGAAUGAACCCGCACCAAAAGCCAGCCCAAGUGUUCACCACCCGCCCCGCGCUCCCGCUGGAGGUGCGGAACGGGUCGCCGGGCUUCAUCAACCUGUGCGACGCGCUCAACGCGUGGCAGCUGGUGCGCGAGCUGCGCCGCGCGCUGCGCCUGCCCGCCGCCGCCAGCUUCAAGCACGUGUCGCCCGCCGGUGCGGCCGUCGGCUUGCCGCUCACACAGGAAGAAGCGUCAGUAUGUAUGGUAGCGGACUACUACGAGAAACUAACACCUCUAGCGUGUGCGUACGCGCGGGCGCGCGGGGCGGACCGUAUGAGCUCGUUCGGGGACUUCAUCGCACUCUCCGACGAGUGCGACGAGAUCACCGCCAGGAUCAUCUCUCGGGAGGUGUCCGACGGCAUCAUAGCUCCGGGGUACUCGCCUGAAGCUCUAGCCAUUUUGAAGAAGAAGAAAGCUGGAAAUUAUUGUGUGUUGCAAAUGGACAGCAGCUAUACACCAGAUCCGAUGGAGCAAAAGACAUUAUUUGGUUUAACGCUAGAACAGCGCCGCAACGAUGCGGUGAUCGAUGCUGACUUGUUCAAAAAUGUCGUCACCAAUAAGAAGGAACUACCGCCAAAUGCAGUCAGAGAUCUGAUAGUCGCCACCAUCGCUCUCAAGUACACGCAGAGUAACUCUGUGUGCUUUGCGAGGGACGGACAGGUGAUCGGCAUCGGCGCGGGGCAGCAGUCGCGCAUCCACUGCACGCGGCUGGCGGGCGCCAAGGCGGCGCUGUGGUGGGCGCGGCGCCACCCGCGCGCGCGGGCGCUGCGGCCGCGCGCCGGCGUGUCGCGCGCCGUCGCCGCCAACGCCAUAGACAACUUCGUCAAUGGCACCGUCGGUACUGACAUGCCGUUAGAGCAAUGGAACAGCUUGUUCGAAGGAGAACCCCCGGCACUUCUCACUGCCGAAGAGAGAGAUGAAUGGACCAAAACAAUGAAUAAAGUAGCUCUCGCCUCAGACGCUUUCUUCCCAUUCAGGGAUAAUAUCGAUAGAGCUGUUCAGUAUGGUGUGGAGUACAUCGGCAGUCCAUCGGGCUCCAACAACGAUAAAGAAGUGAUAGAUUCUUGCAAUGAACACAACAUCAUUCUCGCACAUACAAACUUGAGGCUGUUCCACCAC